This is a messenger RNA of Coprinopsis cinerea okayama7#130, 888 nucleotides long. RefSeq lists its product as hypothetical. The transcript has 8 exons. The record is from RefSeq and is a predicted model, not a curated record. Gene Ontology annotation, biological process: import into nucleus. NCBI's taxonomy places the organism in Eukaryota, Fungi, Basidiomycota, Agaricomycetes, Agaricales, Psathyrellaceae. Gene Ontology annotation, cellular component: cytoplasm. The coding region runs from base 45 to 797 and encodes 250 amino acids.
ACCACGACGCUCACCGCCCUUGAAACCAAAAAACCAGAGAUAGAAUGACUACCCCUACUACAAGUUCUAAGACUGCCCUGUUGUUUGGAGCAACAGGCCAAGUUGGACAGCAACUCUUGCGAACUCUCUUGGGUACACCGUACUACACCAAAGUGGGAGAAUAUGGUCGACGCGUAACACCACAGGAGCAGAUUGAGAGCAACGGAAAGGAGAAGCUCAUGCAAGGAACUGUGGACUUUGAGACUGUGACCGACAAGGAUUUGGGCGAGCAAAAGUGGGAUGAUGUCUUCAUUUCGCUGGGAACGACACGCAAAAAUGCCGGGAGUGCGGCCAACUUCGAGAAGAUUGACAGAGAAUACGUGAUCAACGCUGCUAAGGCAGCGAAGAGCUCUGACCCGCAGAGUAAUCAGAAGCUGCUCUACGUCUCUUCCACCGGAGCCAACUCGAAAUCCCCAUUCCUGUAUCCUAAGAGUAAAGGUCUGACAGAAGAAGGCCUCGCCAGGUUGGGUUACAGUGACACCAUCAUCUUCCGACCUGGUUUCCUCGCCGGUACGAAACGACCGGAAACGAGGCUAGCUGAGAGUAUUUUCGGUGGAUUUACGAGGCUUGCUUCAUACGUCACUGAUACCGUGGAGAUCGAGAUUUCCACUCUUGCAAAGGCAAUGCUCGUAGCGUCGAAGCUCGGAAGUGAGGGCCUCCCGCCUGCGGCCGGGGCGACGAAAGUGAAGCUGGAGGAUGGUACGACGUACACUGUCAUCGGAAAUGCAGGAGCCAUUGCAUUGGCCAAGCUGGAGUGAAGUGGGGGAACGAUUUUUAGUGCUGUAAUAUAGUUUAUCCGUAUCAUUUGCCUAGAACUAAGUAAGGUCUUCCGACAAUAUUAAGUGUUUG